Prunus avium (sweet cherry) is the source of this 1332-nucleotide messenger RNA. Lineage: Eukaryota; Viridiplantae; Streptophyta; Magnoliopsida; Rosales; Rosaceae. The record is from RefSeq and is a predicted model, not a curated record.
AUGGAGAGUGGACAGUCUAGUCAAUCAAAAGGAAGUAGAAGGGUGUGGAAAGCACAUGAGGAAGAAGCAUUAUUGACCAUACUUGAGGAUGUAGUCAACCGUGGUUUACGAUGUGAUAAUGAUACUGAUAUUCAAAAGGAAAUGGCUAAAGCAUUUGGUGAGAUGAUUUCUGAGUCUGUUGACCAAUUGAAAACUAUAACAAAUAGUUUGGUGAAAGGAUCAGAACCAAGACCUGACAUUGCUGCUGAAUUGGCAAAGAUGGACUUGUCUAUUAGAGCAUCCGCAAUGGGCUUGGAGGGGUCUGCUAAGAUGGACAGGGGUGUAGAGACUUCAAAGGGUGGUUGUAGUGAUUCAGGGUAUCUGGGUGGUUGUGAAAGCUCGAGUCAAGGGGAACCGGCAACAGCGAGUGUGAAUAUGUCUGUCGAACAUCCGGUUAGUCAAAGUAGUGAUGAUAAUGGUGUUGAAAUUAUUGUACCGAGGAAAGAAGAUGUUAUGGGGAAAGAGUUUAAAACGAUAGAAUUAGCGGAAGAAUAUUAUAUGAGUUAUGCAAAGGGUAUUGGAUUUAGCGUGAGGAAAGACAAAUUGAUUCGUAAUUUGGAAGGGAAAGUAUGUAGGAGACGGUGGUGUUGUUCUAAAGAAGGUUUGAGAAAUGAGAAGUUUAAUGAUCGAUCGGAUAGGAUUCGGCAACCGAAGCCAAUUACAAGAGAGAAUUGUCCUGCCCAUUUUUGGGUGGGUUAUGAGAAGAAACGUGAUACUUACGUCGUUACGAAAUUUGAACCACAUCACAAUCAUGAACUAGUUACUCCACUUGAAUCGCCAUAUCCCCGAUGUAACCGUGUUGUUCGAAAUUCGGAUUUAGCACAAGCAGUGGGAAUGCGAAGAGCAUUGGUUAGAACAUGUCAAACAUAUGAGUAUAUGGUCGACCAAUGUGGUGGGUAUUUAAAUGUUGGUUUUCAAAUAAAGGAUCUGUACAAUAAGUUAGAUGCAUCACGCAGGGAAAUUUUGCUCGACGGUGACACAGAAGCCGCACUCUCUUACUUGAAAGCGAAAGGAGCAAUGGAUCCAGAAUUCUUUUGUAAGUUUAGUGUUGACGAGGAAAAUAGGCUUGGUAAUUUGUUUUGGAGGGACUCCACUUCACUUUUGGAUUACAUUGCCUAUGGCGACGUCCUUAUAUUCGACAGCACAUACAAAAUAAAUAUCUAUGACAAGCCCCUAGUGUUGUUUGUCGGUUCGAACAACUACUGUUCUACUGUAAUGUUUGGUUGUGCAUUAUUGCAUGACGAGACAUUUGAAACUUACAAGUGGUUAUUGGAAACCUCAUGGCAUCCAUGA